AUGGCUUAUCUUUUCUGUUCAGAUGCUAUUUUGGACGUUCUUAUGAAAGUCAUACAUACAAGCUGGACCAAAGCCACAGCUGCUGCACUGCAGACAUUUGCUGUUGAUGGAAAGAAUUCAAGUUUACUUCAUCUGACAAAGAACCUUCUGAUCAACUACAGUAAAGGUGUCAGACCUGUGAGGAACUGGAGCCAAGCCAUCACCGUGUUCAUAGACCUCUUUGUUCACGCUGUGUUGGAUGUUGACGGGCAGAAUCAGAAGCUGACGACCAGUAUUUGGUACAGACAGAUGUGGAAGGAUGAAUUUCUGGCCUGGAAUUCAAGUCAGUUUGAUGGAAUUGGAGAAAUUUCCCUCCCGCUCAGUGCUGUUUGGGUUCCAGACAUUGUUAUCAAUGAAUUUAUAGAAGAUGGGAAGUCACCUGAUUUACCGUAUGUGUACGUGAGCUCUUCUGGAACGAUCAGGAACUACAAGCCCAUGCAGGUGGUGUCAGCCUGCAAUCUGGAGACGUACGCCUUCCCUUUUGAUAUACAGAACUGCAGUCUGACCUUCAGCAGCUGUUUGCAUACAGUGAAUGAUCUCAAUCUGUCCAUCUGGAGGAGCUAUGAGGAAAUCAGCAAUGACAAAAGCAUAUUUUUAAAUGACGGAGAGUGGGAACUUCUGUCUGUACCCUCCAACUAUGAGAUUCUACAUACCCAUGGCGGAAGCUUCGCUCAGGUCCAAUUUAAUCUUGUUAUCCGCCGCCGCCCCCUGCUGUAUAUUGUAGGCAUUCUUCUUCCGAGCAUUCUACUUAUGAUUGUGGACCUCAUGAGCUUCUACCUGCCCCCUGACAGCGGGACUCGGAUCAUGUUUAAAACCAGCAUUCUUGUUGGAUACACGGUCUUCAGGGUUAACAUGGCAGAUGAGCUACCAGCUACAGCCUUAAGUGUACCAUUAAUUGGUGUGUUCUUUGUUGUAUGCAUGGCCCUCAUGGUUUUGAGCCUUGGCAAAUCUAUUGUGGUCAUAAAAUUUCUUCACAUUGACAAAGAUGCAUCUGGAGAUCUUCUAAUAUCUCAGUGUUCAAUGCUGUCCAAGAGAAGACGCAGUCAUGAUGAAAACACAGAAGACAACUCCAUGGGUUCAACCAAUUAUACGGCAGAGAGCCUCUGUGGUUUCGAUGAAGUGUUCCAGAACCCAGCUAUAUCAGAGGAUCCAUUGAUGGAGCAGAUCCUACAGGAGGUGACCUCCAUCCGUUCAUAUGUACAGAAGAUGGAGUCAGAAGAAACCUGGCACAGCCAUUGGCUCGAUCUGUGCUAUAAAUUAGACAGUCUUAUGUUUAGAGCCUAUAUGCUGCUCUUUACCACCUAUGCGGCUACUCUUACAUUUUUAUGGUGGGCAUGGAGUUCAUAUACUGUACCUACAUGA
Molecule: messenger RNA, 1401 nt
Organism: Bufo bufo (common toad)
Lineage: Eukaryota; Metazoa; Chordata; Amphibia; Anura; Bufonidae
Gene: HTR3B
Product: 5-hydroxytryptamine receptor 3B
Exons: 9
Coding region: 1-1401 (466 amino acids)
Biological process (GO): monoatomic ion transmembrane transport; signal transduction; regulation of membrane potential
Cellular component (GO): neuron projection; synapse; postsynaptic membrane
Molecular function (GO): extracellular ligand-gated monoatomic ion channel activity; neurotransmitter receptor activity; transmembrane signaling receptor activity
Source: RefSeq, a predicted model, not a curated record